GUAGUUUCUGAUUUGCAUUAGUACAUAAGCGGAUAGUGACGGCAAUUUACGUCUUAAAGAAAGAAAACAGAAACAAGACUGUGCAUCUGGUUAAAAAGUUAUACAAUUUUUCCCGGCUUGAAAUCGCCGUCUCGUGUGGAGAAUUGAGCGUAAGCUAACGAAGGGACUGUUUGAAGGACAUAUGUGUCGAAAGUACGGGUGAUUGGAGUGUGUUUUGAGGCGGCCGGCAGCGGUGGUGAGGAAAGACCAUGAGACGGCGCGCUGCUCCGGCUAUCACUGUCGCUGUGACUGGGCGGACUCACUGGGAAGAAAAACAAGGACGCAGGGGGAAAUAAAAACAAGUGAGCGGGAAAGGACACCUCCGCUCCGCGAGUGAUGCUGCGCCGGGAGCGGAGAUGGAGUUACCGCGGGAUCUCGGGUUGUUCUCUGGCCUUCUGGAGAGCGUCGUGUCUUUUUGCAGCGAGUUCGCCCAGGACUGGAGCACCAACGACAUGAGGGUCACAAUCUUCAAAAUCCUUCUGGGUUGGUUGGUUUGCAGCUUGGUGGCUAUUCAUAUGGCAUGGAAGUACUACGGGGCCACAGUCAACGACAUGUACUACAGGCAAGGGAGUGGAGGUCAGAAUGGUGGUACUCCAGAUGGAUCCUCAAACUUUACUCCCUGGAAAGAUGCCAGUGGCGAGUCAAUGAAAAGUCACAGAGAGUGAGUGGUGUAGCUGAGACGUGGAGAGAAGAUGAUGUGAACCUGGAAACUCAUGCUGCUCUUUGGGUGCUAGGCUCAUCAAAGUUUCAAGUACUGUGGCCCAAUAACCUAAUGUGCCAUUUGUGACUCAGUGCCAUUAAUGUGCUUUUCUUUUGUGAUAUUCUUAGGCUUUGCUGAGUGGUCACUUGUAUCAGGGAAAUUUUUUGUUGUUUUAAGAAGAUCCAUGGUCGAAUAUGUUCAUCUUGAGCAGGGAAUUGACUUAAUCAGUUAAGAGCCAGAUGCAAAGAAGAAUAUGUUUAAUUACAAGCCUGACAAUGAAUAUUCCAAAAAAAUCUGAUGAAUUUUGUAGCGUGUUGCCUAUGUCACUGGUGACCUGCAGCUCUAAUGAAAAGUGCAUGAAUCAGCAUUUGGGAAUAUCAAGGAUCUCCAAUCAGUUUUAAGAAACCAGACUACUAAACUAUUCCGAACAAGCAAUAGAUUGAUUUGCUAGAGAUUCUCGAAAAGAUUCACUUAUAAAUUAGAGCAUAUUAAAUUUUUAACAAAUAAUAUGCUAUUGAAUUUUAUUUUGAUAUCUAUAUACAGAAAAAUACCCUUUGGAACAGAUGGAUGAAAGAAAAAUGGAGGACUAUGUACAAGGGAAGUGAUCUUCGAAUAGGAUUUUUUAAAACUGAAAAUGUUAUUACCAGAAUAUUGGAUUGACAUCUGAGGGAGUGGAUGUAGUGAAAAUUUACAGACGCAAUGCAAAGUUACUGAAUGGGUCUGUAUCUCAGUCUAUGAUUAACAAAGCUCCUGUCAUUUGAAGAUGGGUGUACAACCUACUAGGGAAUAAAUAUCUCACAUUUGAAAUUUGCAAUUGCUGACAAAAAAAAACAGUUCUUCAGACACUCAAAGCAGCAUACAUGAGACCAUCAGACAUAUGAGCAGCAGUAGGCUGUUUGAGUCUUCACCAUUUGAUCAUGGCUGAUCCAUUUCCCUCUCAACCCCAUUCUCCUGCGUUUUCCCCAUAACCUUUCACGCCCUGACAUAUCAAGAACCUAUCAACCUCCACCUUAAAUACAUCCGGUGACCUGGCCUUCACAGCUGCAGGUGGCAACGAAUCCCACAAACCCCCUGACAAAAGAAAUUCCUCUUCAUCUCUGUUCAAAAUUGACGUUCCUCUAGUCUGAGACCUUGUCCUCUGGUCCUAGACUUGCCUUACUAUAGGAAACAUUCUCUGCACGUCCACUCUAUCCAGAUCUUUCAAUAUUCAGUAGGUUUCAGCAGGAGAUGUCUCUAAAACACAUUGUCUGUCCAGGAGGGAGGUGAAGUGACUCUGGAGUGAUCCAUUUGCUUGUUGGCCAAAUGAUUUACUAACUAGCUUUUCAUUAUGCACAUUAUUCUACCUGUCUAGGAGGUGGGUACUUGUAUGUCGUGAAAGUAGCCUUUGGCCAUGAGCCUAAACUGAAAGAAGAUAAUUUUCCACAGAAAUACUCAGCUCUAAGUGGAGAAUGAAAAUACAUAUUAAAAUCAACAAUAUGUUGGUGCAGAUGAUUCUCUGCAAUUAACGUUUACAUUUUUGGAAUUAAUUCUUGAAGAAAGAAAAGGUAAACUUUCAUCCUCACUAAAGGUACUUGGACUGAGACCAAAUAUGGAGUCUACUUCAAUGUAACUGCUUCUGCUAGCCUGCUGAAAUAAGGGUGGAAUGUUUCAAUUAUGAAUUAAUAUUUUUGUUUACACAUUGCUUAAAAAAGCAGUAAAAAUUGAAGGAGCAGGUUUGAGGUACUAUAAUAUUUUCUGAUUUUAUUUUAUGGUACUUGGUUUGAGAGUGUGAUCUGCCUACACCCUCCUACCUAACACCACCACUAUAAAUCAGAACAAGUGGGAAUUGAGUGCAGGUGGAAUGUUAGUACUGUAAUCUGUUAUAUGUAGCUGGAGAAUCUGGCUGGUGGAAUGGGACUGAGAUAUGACGUUUGAUCAAAGAAUUACAAAUGUAUCUAGUGUAAUAUCCAUCCGACUGGCAGAAAAAAAACUAUUCCAGUUGGAACAAUAUUCGGUUGAUCUGUAAAAUACACAUCGGAUUUCAUCAAUGCUAUCACCUGCACUGGACUCUGACUCCAAUUGGCAUCUGUAGAAUAACCAAUUGAAAAUACCAUCAGCAAUCCACUCUUGGCCUAUGAUAGGCAAUGCUGGAAGGAGAGAUUUCUUUACUCUCCAAUAACAUAAAACUAUUAUCUUACAAUGAUAUUCAACUAUUUUGUUUUCACCUUCCAUUUUUACUUUUUAAAAUCUUAUUAUAUGUUUUCCUCUCUGGGACUUUUACAUCGGUGAGUUCUUUUGUGUACUCUCUCAUUACUGAAUGGGCAAACUACUACUACGUCGACUCAGGCCUAGGGGGCCGGCAUCAGGGACGGAUGGACUCUCCACUUCUCCCUCUCCCUCAUCAGUGUAUUCAGUUCAUCUAUAUUAGCCGCGCCGCUAUCUUCUAGGAGCGUGUUGACCAUAGUCUUGGGAGGGCGCCCAGGGUUUAUCCUCCCGUGCUUGGGCUCCCAUAUGAUGACUAGGCUGGCAGGUAGCUCGGGGUGGCGUAGACAGUGCCCUGCUAAUUGCAGUCUUCUCGCCUCGAUUUUAGUGGUGAACUUCGGUAGGUUGUUAUAGAGCUCGACGUUUGUCAUGUGCUGUUGCCAACUCACAUCAAGAGCCAUCCGGAGCAUUUGUGUAUAGCAACCAUGUACAGACUUUCGCGUAGUCUUGGUGAGUGUCCACAUCUCACAUCCGUACGUGAGAAUGGUGGACAAAGGUAUAUCAAUGUUAGUUUGUUUGUUCCCAUUGUACACAAAUGCAUUCUCCAGGGAUAUCUCGACAGCAAUUGAGAGAAAUUUCUUGUACUUGCUAACCCUUUAUCUUCUGUUCUCUAUCCUACACCAACCCCUUCUUGCUUGCUCAAGACGUAGUUGCAUUCCAUCAGCCUUGAUCUGUAGGUAGUGUAUGGUUUAACUAAGUAAUUAUUUGUAUUCUGCUCCCAUAGGGAACACCCCACCAGGUACCACUACAAGGACACUGUGUGAUACCUCCUCGUCCAUCUUUUUCCGCUGUCUCUUGUGAAGCAUACUGAGAGAGUGAUUUCAGGCUUUUGUCAAGGCUCUGUUGAAAUGACUACCAAAAGCAGAUCAUGGAGAUUCCAUUUUUGCUUAUUAUCUUUGUGGAGGGAAGAAUGUGGCUUCCUGCAUAAGACAGGCAUUACUGGUUACUCCAGUCCUUGAGUGUAUUACAGUAUGUGAGCACUCACCAUGUUUGUGUGUGUUCAGAGGGUUUGGGUGCAAUGGAUGCCUUCCCAUUUAUCAUCAACCUUCAGUCCUGAUUCAGUGGAUGCUACUUAACAGUUAAUGCUGUUAAAAUGGCUGAAACGAAAGUAUAGGCUGUAACCAUUUUACUACUGAGAUGCUUUUUGUUUUUCAACUUGUAUUUGUUGUAUAUCUUUGUUUAUCCCCCAGAUUGCAGUGAAAAUGUUGAAACUCCUGAUUGGAAAUGUAGUAUGCCAAAUGGUAGUCUUACAACAACAGAUCCUGGGCUUGUUGUACUGAAGUGAUGUAUAGAGACCUUUUUUUACUAGAAAUGUUUUGUAUAUAAACAGUACAUUUUGUAAAUCACUGUGAUCCAUAAAUUGGACAACCUUUGUAAAUUUGUGCCCCUAAUGUUAAUUAACUUAUUUAUGUCUGAACAUAUAAAGGCUUCCCUGAUGCUGUGUAUUCCAAAAAAAAAAUCUGCUGUAAGUGUGUAUAUAUGUACAUUUAGCAUACAGUUUUUUUUUUGGUGGGACACUAUUUGAUUAUGUUUUAAAUAUAUAAAAAACUGUUGCAGAAGCAGACUGUUUGUUUUGGUGUUUUUCACUGCUGAAGGUCAUCUCUUACACAAUUUACUGAAAUCUGAAUCACUCCUAGUCUUAAAAACUACAUUUGUUGCAGCCAGCUCCAAUAUAUUAUUAAAAAAAACAAGCAAGUAUAAAUAAACUGGAAGAUCAAAUUACUAGCUCCUUGCAUUCAUUUUAAUAUCUAUUUCCAAGUCUUAUCCCCUCUGGAUGUGCCAGUGUUAUCUGACAGCAUUGGCAUAAUGUCAUUAAAUGUAUCACCACUUGUUAUUGAAUACAACUUUAGUAGUGUGUGUCAUUAACUGUUAUUGAAUACAGCUGGCUUUAAGAAAGAAAACAUUAUAUUGGUCCCAAAGGAAGAAUGAGGUACCAGUCAUAUGGCAGAGUAU
Messenger RNA from Mobula hypostoma (lesser devil ray), 4933 nucleotides. It is a transcript of the gene tcta, whose product is annotated as T cell leukemia translocation altered. Bases 396 to 704 code for a protein of 102 amino acids. NCBI's taxonomy places the organism in Eukaryota, Metazoa, Chordata, Chondrichthyes, Myliobatiformes, Myliobatidae. The transcript has 3 exons. Gene Ontology annotation, biological process: osteoclast fusion. The record is from RefSeq and is a predicted model, not a curated record.